This is a messenger RNA of Cajanus cajan (pigeon pea), 1129 nucleotides long. The record is from RefSeq and is a predicted model, not a curated record. Lineage: Eukaryota; Viridiplantae; Streptophyta; Magnoliopsida; Fabales; Fabaceae.
AUGCCGCAGGAUCCCCAGAGUGGCGCUUGGGAGUACUUCUUCCCCUCCAUCGAGAACAUCGCUGGCCCCACCCUCAAUGUCGCCGAAGAAGAUGCCCUCUCCAAGGUUCAGGCCAAGGUCUUCCAUGAAAAGCCCGCCAGGGUUGUUCACGAGGACCAGGUUAUCACGCCUCAGAAGGAUCUUCGUGUUCCUGAGCCUGAGCCUGAGCCUGAGCCCAAGCCCGAGCCUGAGCCCGAGCCUGUUCCUGUGCUUGAGGAAAUGAUGGAGACCCCUCCGCCCAAGGGCACCAAGAUCAAGCAACAGAUGCCGAGUUCUAUGAAGCAUUCCGUCAAUCUGCAGCAGAUAUUUGCUAAUCUCAAUGAUCAUUUUCUCAAGGCUUCCGAGAGUGCUCAUGUUGUUUCCAAGUUGCUUGAGGCUACGCGCUUGCACUAUCACUCCAAUUUUGCGGAUAAUAGAGUAUUCAAAUGCCUUUUCCUAAACUAUUACUUAUCAAACUUUCUGUGGGUGCCUAUCAUAAUGCGCAAUGAGAGUGAACAAGCAAGGGAAUGGAGUCAAGUUUUUAGUGAAGAUACAAAAAAGCAAUCGAUUCCAGUCAUAGUAGCUUGGCAAUUGAAUGAAAGAAUGUACGGGGAACUACAGGGUCUCAAUAAGCAAGAAACAGCAGACAAAUAUGGGAAAGAACAAGUACAUGAGUGGCGUAGAAGUUAUGACACACCUCCCCCAAAUGGUGAAAGUUUGGAAAUGUGUGCUGAAAGAGCAGUUGCCUAUUUUAGAGACCAAAUUGAACCUCAACUUUUAUCCGGAAAGAAUAUUAUGAUUGCAGCCCAUGGAAAUUCCCUGAGAUCCAUUAUUAUGUAUCUUGACAAACUAACUUCCCAAGAGGUGAUUAGUUUAGAAUUGUCAACUGGAAUUCCAAUGCUUUAUAUUUUCAAAGAAGGAAGAUUCAUUAGAAGGGGGAGUCCAAUAGGACCAACUGAAGCUGGAGUUUAUGCCUACACUAGGCGUUUGGCUCUUUACAGGCAGAGGUUGGAUGAUAUGUUCUAAUAAUUUGAAGGUAAAUCACGUGUUGUUCCACGGUACAGUUAAGUUACAUAAGGGCAAAAACAAGAUGUUACCAGUUUUAUAGUUA